GAUUUCUGACGUGUCGGUUGUCAGAGUUAACAUCAGUGUUGUCAAAAUGAUCGCCGACGGAAGGGUGCGAUCUAAAUAAUAGACAUAAAAUACUUAUAAAACGAUUCCUCUCAAUAAUGGUGCCUUCAUAAUCCAGUGCUAAAUAACAGCUAUCAUGGACAAAGAUUCUGUGGAGUUUACUCUACCACCAGCCCCGCGGGGACUGUGCUUCGAUAGGAAUGAUUUUGUCAAGACAAAUUUUUCUGUCGACAACUUUUUGGCUGAGCAUCAAAAUGUGGCUUCCUUGGAGACUAUGCGGGACGACCUGGGAAUGUACUUGAAAGUACUUAGACUGGCCAUGAUAGAACUUAUAAACAAGGAUUAUGCGAAUUUUGUCAAUUUAUGUGCCACACUCAUCGGCUUUGAUAAGGCGAUCGACAAGAUACAAGUGCCCCUUGGACAACUGAAUGAAGAACUUUUGAGUGUCAAACAAUGUUUAGAAGAUGCCAUGAAGGAGCUCUCGAUGUGGUUAAAUCAGAGACAUGGUCUUCAAAAAAAGAAGCAACUCCUCAAAUAUUAUAGCCAAACUGUUAAUUGCAUAAAAACUUUGGAGAUUAUACUUCAAAACAUUUCAGAAAAGAAAGUUCAAGAACAGGUAGCAUUGACAGACCGAGCUGCCAUGCAGUACAACCAACUGAAGUUCAGCAUAGCCAAGUGUGACAGCUUGAUGAAGUCAGAACAAAAAAAUAAGUUUAACAAUGUUGGCAGCAAACUGGUACAAUCUCUAAAUGAUUUACUUUUUCAAUUUUGGAAUGGAAAUGAUGCAGAUAACUUACUCAAGAUAUUAGUAACACUUACAUCGCUUGACCUCAUUCCUGAAACUGAAACACUUAUAAGAAAGCAAGCAGUGGCACCGCUGCUUCAGGAUAUCAUCAGUGAAUCAUCCCUCCAGAGAAGUGCUGAUGGCCUUGAAGGAAUCUACAAUAAAAUCUUGUCUUUAUUAGACACAAAACUCAAGCUAUUUCUCACAACAACAGAACAUUCCAAGUUGACAUUUCUUGUGAAAAAAUAUAGAUUUUUAGUGAACUGCUUUUGGUGCGAAGUGGAGUCUAGACUUGAGGUGAACUUAGCUUCUAUUUUUGCUCCUGGCAACCCUCAAAUAUUUUACCAGAGAUACAAUGAAAGCAUGCAAUUUGUCAAGAAGCUGGAAGGGUAUUGUAUUGAUAAGGAAACUGUGAGAUUAUUGCAUGAGACAGCUGAAUAUAAAAGCUUUCAAAGGAGGUGGAAUCUGCCAGUUUAUUUUCAGAUACGGUUUCAGGAAAUUGCUGGAACUUAUGAAUCAACAUUGCACAGUAGCCCAUCAGUUGAAAACGGCAAUGGUUUCAUUCUGAAAGAGACGCAGGCAUGCUGGAAGGCCCUGCAAGAUUGCUGGAGCGAUGGAGUGUAUAUAGAGGCCAUUGCGCACAAAUUUUGGAAGCUCUCGUUACAAUUACUGUCGAGAUAUGCACACUGGGCUAGUGAAUUUUGUAUGCAGGGGGAUGGGUUAUCUUCCAAGAUUGAACCAACAAGUGUAAAUAAGAUUUUAAUAGAUAACAGUAUUAGUAUCUAUGCAGACUUACAAGCCUUACUGCAAAGAUUGCCUCAGUUUCUACUUCUUGUAGAAGCGAAAAUUAGUACCAAAGCUAUAGAUCUUCUAAGACCCAGCUUGAUCCAAUCCGAAAAUGUGUUGAAAGCAACUAAUGAUAAAAUAAAGAAUUGUAUUGUCAAUGAAAUGUCAGAAUAUUACAAAGUGCAGUUGAAACAAGUCAGCGAUAUUCCAAGAUUGUACAGAAAGACCAACAGGAGUGUACCAUCCAAGCCUUGUGGAUAUAUUGACGUUGUGUCCAACUCCAUACAUGAAUUUAACGAAGACGCGUCGAAGAGGUUGGACAAUGCUUUUUUGAUAGAUUUAUAUCAAUCACUAUUUAAUGUUUUGACUAUUUCAUAUUACAAAUACGUCGAGGAUGUACUGACCUCUGUUCAGAAAACUGAAGACUCUCUUAGAAGACUGAAGCAGAUACGAGACAAGAUGUCAUAUCAAAGCAGCAGUACCAACAUCAUCACAGACGGAGACAAGAUCAGGCUACAAGUCAACGUAGAUGUAGUCUCCUAUGGCCACAUGGCUGAGAGCUUGCAGGUUGAUGUACAUAGUGUGCACAAGUUCACAGAACUACUAUCUAUGGUCACAGAAAGUGUAAAAAAUAUAGAUAUUAAAUGAUAUGCCCAGUUAUAUAUUA
Molecule: messenger RNA, 2255 nt
Organism: Plodia interpunctella (Indianmeal moth)
Lineage: Eukaryota; Metazoa; Arthropoda; Insecta; Lepidoptera; Pyralidae
Gene: Cog2
Product: Component of oligomeric golgi complex 2
Exons: 6
Coding region: 155-2236 (693 amino acids)
Biological process (GO): intra-Golgi vesicle-mediated transport; Golgi organization; protein transport
Cellular component (GO): COG complex; membrane
Source: RefSeq, a predicted model, not a curated record